AUGCCCACGCUCUUUUCGCUCGACACCCGCGACCGCACCCCCAGCCAGACCACGACUUUCGCCUUCCAGCAGCGCCUCCUUCUCUGCCUCGCCGUCGUCCUCGCCGCCGUCCUCGCGUCCUUUGGCGUGGCGCGGCUAAUCGACUAUGCGACGCGUGGCCGACCCGUCGUGGAGUUGGAGCAGGAGAAGCGAGACGCUGAGAAUACGCUCGCCAAGGAGACCGCCGCCCUCGCCGCACCGCGCAGACGCCCCGCCAAACGCACGUCGUCCCCCAGCGCCCGCUGCUCCACGUUCUUCGCCCGGCGGACGACCAUGUGCUUCAAGCCCGUCGCGCCCUUCUAUGCCACGCAGUACACCGACGCGCACCUCGAAUGCCCGGUCCGCGAACCCGUCAGCUACAUCCAGUCCUCGCCGACCCUGCACCACAUCACCGCCCAGCGUCUGUAUGCCGCGAAACACGCCCAUCGCAGCAAGAAAGCCAGCCCUGCUCCUGUCGAUGCCAACGCCGACCCUUGCACAUCUCCGUUGCGCAACGUGCUGCUCGUAGCCGAAGACUUCGAAGUCGACGUCACCGACCAGGCGAAGGCGGUGCUGGAGUCGCAGAAGGAGGCGAAUCUGAAGCUCCUCCGAGUGUCUGUCAAGAAUGCCCUCAAGAAGAUCGCUCUGGCGCAGGCUCAUGGUCCGCAACCGACUACCUCUCCGCUGAGUAGCAGCAACCACAACAACAACAACAACAACAACAACAACAACGCAAUUUCUCUCGCUCGUUCUACGCGGUCCAGUCUCUCGUUGAUAUCCGACACCAACAAGUCCUAUGGAAGUAAAGGCAGGAAUAGACGGCGUGGCUUUUCUUUGGAGGGUGGGAAGGAGAAUGUGCCGGCGAGGGGUUUGGUGUGA
Molecule: messenger RNA, 897 nt
Organism: Mycena indigotica
Lineage: Eukaryota; Fungi; Basidiomycota; Agaricomycetes; Agaricales; Mycenaceae
Exons: 2
Coding region: 1-897 (298 amino acids)
Source: RefSeq, a predicted model, not a curated record